CGGUGUCACUUCCGCUCGGUCCGGGUCUACUUCCGGGUGUAGUCGGCGCCGCCGCCUCCUCCCAGCCGGGACCGCCGGGGCCGCCGGGCAGCCCCACCAUGAGGCUCUUCAGCCUCAGUGUCCUCUACAAGGGGGACCCCAAAGUCCAUCUGCUCAAGGCUGCCUAUGAUGUCUCCACUUUCAGCUUCUUCCAGAGGUCCAGUGUGCAGGAGUUCAUGGCCUUCACCAGCCAACUGAUCGUGGAGCGCUCUGGGCCGGGCAGCAGGGCCUCUGUCCAGGAGCAGGAGUAUCUGUGCCACGUCUACGUCCGGGGUGACAGGCUGGCUGGAGUCGUGAUCGCCGACACUGAGUACCCACAGCGGGUUUGCUUCACCUUGCUGGACAAGGUGCUGGAUGAGUUCUCCAGGCAGGUCAGCAGGACGGAGUGGCCCGUGGGAUCACCAGCCACCAUCAGCUACGCCGCCUUGGACGGGUACCUCAGCAAGUACCAGAACCCCCGCGAUGCCGAUCCGAUGACCCGAGUGCAGGCGGAGCUGGAUGAGACCAAAAUCAUCCUGCACAACACUAUGGAGUCACUGCUGGAGCGGGGGGAGAAGCUGGAUGACCUGGUCUCCAAGUCAGAGGUGCUGGGGGCACAGUCCAAAGCCUUCUACAAAACCGCUCGGAAGCAGAAUUCCUGCUGUGACAUUAUGUGACAUGGAGCUCCGGGGGCUCCUGCUCCGGACCCCCCAGGCCCUUUGCUCCCCUCUGAACCCCGAGGACAGAGCAGUCCGCCCUGGCUGGGGCCCGGUGCGGUGCCGCCGUGGCUAGAGCUGCUCCGUUUCUUUACCGGACAUUUUGUCACCUCGAGGGGAUGUGGGGCUGGCAGCGGGGAGCGGGGGGGCACCGGGACCCCCCACCCUUGCUUUUCCCGAAGGUGGUUUGGAGUGGGGGACACGUGCCCGUGUGCCCCCCCCGGUAACACCAGCCAGUACCUGCGUGUGCUGGCACUGCCGGCCGGGGGGGCUGGAGAG
Messenger RNA from Apus apus (common swift), 1013 nucleotides. It is a transcript of the gene YKT6, whose product is annotated as YKT6 v-SNARE homolog. The record is from RefSeq and is a predicted model, not a curated record. Gene Ontology annotation, biological process: endoplasmic reticulum to Golgi vesicle-mediated transport. Gene Ontology annotation, molecular function: SNAP receptor activity. The coding region runs from base 99 to 695 and encodes 198 amino acids. Gene Ontology annotation, cellular component: Golgi apparatus. The transcript has 8 exons. Lineage: Eukaryota; Metazoa; Chordata; Aves; Apodiformes; Apodidae.